GCAAGGAGCAAAAAGCCAACACAAACAACAUGACUGACUAUGAGGUUGCAACUGCCUUUCUCGGGGAAUGGGGACAUUUCCAGCAGCAGGUGUUUUUCCUACUCUGUCUCACCGUCAUCCCUAACGGUUUCAGCGGCAUGUUCAUCGUCUUCGUCGCCGAUACGCCGCCCCACCGCUGCGUCAUUCCCGCAAACGUGAACCUGACGGCGGCGUGGAGGAACCACAGCAUCCCGCUGGAGCUGGACAGCAACAGCGGCGCGUUGGUGCCCAGCAAGUGCUCCAGAUACAGGCUGGGAGAUGUGCUGAGUUUAUCGGACAGAGGCUUUCUGCCCGGGGUCGACGUUAACAUGUCUAAUGUGCCGACUGAGAGCUGUUUGGAUGGGUGGGAGUAUGACCAAAGCGUGUACAUUUCUACCAUCAUAACGGAGUGGGACCUGGUGUGUGACGACAGGUGGAAGAACCCGCUAACUUCUUCCAUCUUCUUCUGUGGUGUUCUCACUGGAUCCUUCGUUUCGGGGCAGCUCUCUGACAGGUUUGGGAGAAAAAUAGUGUUGUUUGUAACCAUGGCAAUCCAGACAGUGUUCACAUUCAUCAUGGUCUUCGCUCCAUCCUGGCCCGUGUUCUGCGCCCUGUUCUUUAUUGUCGGGAUGGGACAAAUCUCUAAUUAUGUGGCUGCGUUUGUGCUAGGGACAGAGAUAUUGAGCCCAAAAGUUCGGACAAUUUAUUCCACCGCAGGUGUGAGUCUUUUCUUUGCUGCAGGCUACAUGUUCCUGCCACUGUUAGCCUACUUCUUGAGAGACUGGAGGAUGCUUCUCUUAGGCCUCACCCUGCCUGGCUUCCUCUAUGUGCCUCUCUGGUGGUUCAUCCCAGAGUCUCCUCGCUGGCUGCUGUCUCGGGGCAGAGUGGAGGAGGCAGAGGCCAUAGUGAGAGAUGCUGCUAAAAAGAACAAAAUCAAGCCACCGCCGGUCAUCUUUAGUCCUUUGCAGAAAGAACUUCAAUGCGAGACGAGUAAGGCCCUCAACAUCUGUGACCUGCUCCGUUCCCCAAACAUCCGCUGGAUCUCCCUCACGCUGUGGCUGGUCUGGAACACCUUGACCAUUGCUUACUUUGCUCUUUCCCUGAACACGGCAAACCUUCACGGUAACGCUUACUUCAACUGUUUCGUGUCAGCUUUGGUUGAGAUACCAGCCUACACUUUGUCUUGGGUAAUGUUUCGCUGGUGGUCCAGACGACUGAGUCUCUCAUCAACCCUCUUCAUGGGAGGAGUGUUUCUACUCUUCGUACAGCUCAUGCCAGCAAACCUGGUUUAUCUCUCCAUAACACUGGAGAUGAUGGGGAAGUGUGCGGUGACGACAGCAUUUGCUAUUGUAUACGCAUACACAGCUGAACUCUACCCAACAGUGUUGAGGAAUACGGCCUUGGGGGCCUGCUCCAUGGCCUCCAGAAUAGGCAGCAUCAUUGCCCCAUACUUCAUUUACUUAAGAAGCUAUUCCGUUUCACUGCCUUACAUCCUGAUGGGAAGCAUUACAGUUGCGUCGGGGUUGCUGAGCCUCCUGCUGCCCGAGAGCUAUGGAAUGCCUCUGCCUGACACCAUCAGUCACAUGCAACACUUCCCCGGAUGUUGUAAGAAGACACCCUAUAAACUCACAAACACAGAAGAAAAGGAAAAGGUUGCAGAAGGGACGUUUUCCCUUGAACAAGGAGCCUCACUGUUAUCUGCCUGAAGCAAAAACUGGAUAACCAUCUUAUCUCCUUACACUUAUAAUACCUGAGAAUAAUAACAAUUGAUGUCACUAGAUUUGUGAAAGCAUUUGACUUCAACUGUACCAUGGAGCUUGAAAGUUAUUUUUAACCUCAUAAACAUGUACGUAACCUAUAAAAAGUGAUGCCACCAUCAUCAUAUCCUCUUAACAGUCAUGUAGAUGAUGAGGAUAAGGAGGGGUUGGUUUUGGUGACUAUAUUAAAGAAUGAUAUGAGAUGUUUUGUUUGUUUGCCAUUAUCUUGUCUGAACAUCCAGUAUCAGGAAGUUCUGUGGUUGUUUGGGUACAUUACCUUGUUGUUUUUUUCUGCUACGGUGACUAUGUUUUACCCCAUAAGCUACUUUCUCUUGUUUGCAUCUGUUGAAUAGUUUGAAGUUGUCCACCAAAACUCUCUGCCAGGAAAAUAAUAGUAAAGGCAGGAACAACAGCCAGAGUCCCCAGUGUGAUAUAAGGCAGGUAUUCAAAAUAUUCACCUGUACAAGGAGAAGGGGAAAAUAAAAGUGUGUACAGAGCAUCCAAACAACAAAUAGGUGCUGAUUAUCCACAUAAAUGUGUCGAUGUGCUUACACAAAUUCAAGUUAAACUACAUAGUAUGGGAGUAAUGGGAGGCGUGUGGCGCAGUGGAAUAGUGCGCUGGUGUUUGGAUCAGGGGGUCACAGGUUCACCCCAAAUUGCUCCUGUGGGGAUUGCCCACAGUAUUGAGUAUGUAAGUCGCUUUGGAUAAAAGUGUAGUAUGUAGUACCUGAUAUUGAAGACAAAUUGACUCACUCAGCUUAACAAAAAAGGAGCAAGGCAGCUUCCUAUUCUGGAAACAGUAAUGCAAACGCCUGUCACUGUGUUCCUGAGCACUGUUGGGUAAAGCUCUGCAGUGUAGGCGUACAUCAGGGAUGUACCGUUGGUGAUAACAAGUGUACCCAUCUCCAGAGCGACAGCCAGCUCUGAUAAAGCUGAAACGCAAGAAAUUGAUUAACAACAGAAUAGAAUGAAAACAAUACCUGCCCCUAAAUUAUCUACUCUGUGAAUUAUGAACUGCAUUAUGUUGGCCCAGAUUUUUUACAAGAAUAAUGCAUUGAAUACAAAAUAUUAUAUCUCUGUAUCCAGCACAAUUCUGACAAUGUUAUAUUAGUGCAUAGCUGAAUCCGUGGAGUACUCUAAGACUGAAAGCAUUUGCUUGGAAGCAUUGCAGUACCAUGAUGCACCAUAUCAUGACACUGCU
Messenger RNA from Gymnodraco acuticeps, 2976 nucleotides. Its product is annotated as solute carrier family 22 member 5-like. Gene Ontology annotation, biological process: transmembrane transport. The record is from RefSeq and is a predicted model, not a curated record. The coding region runs from base 30 to 1724 and encodes 564 amino acids. The transcript has 10 exons. NCBI's taxonomy places the organism in Eukaryota, Metazoa, Chordata, Actinopteri, Perciformes, Bathydraconidae. Gene Ontology annotation, molecular function: transmembrane transporter activity. Gene Ontology annotation, cellular component: membrane.